GCUCAAGGUGAAUACAACAGGCGCAUGGAGGCGUGGUCAGAUCCAUCGCGUGGGACAGCCAGUGUAUUGAAAUACCCCGCUUCUGUCCGUUCACAGCACACAUUGUAGUUUUGGGAGCGUGCAAGGCGAAAGCCCUGGAGAUUGCUUAUAAAAACGACUAAAGGGUGCACAUUAAGCCACACGCGAACGCCACGAGCUGGGCGCAUUGCCUUCAAGCAACCCAGAGGACUUGAGUUUCUUUUUCUUCUAUUUGCUCUCGACGCUCACUGCCGAUGGACAUCACUGCCAAGAUGGAAAUAACCGUCAGCCAGCAACAGUUCGUGCCGCCUGCCUGCUUCUUUGCUGCUGCGGCUCAGAACAUACAACUAAGUCCAAUCGAAAACCAGUGUAGUGGAAAGUCCGCUUCUAAGCAGGUGAAGAGGCAGCGGUCCUCCUCCCCCGAGCUGCUGAGAUGCAAAAGGAGGCUCAAUUUUGCGGGGUUUGGGUAUAGUCUGCCACAGCAGCAACCACACGCGGUGGCCAGGCGGAACGAGAGAGAGCGGAACCGGGUGAAGUUGGUCAACAACGGGUUUGCCACUCUUCGUGAGCACGUUCCAAACGGCGCAGCCAACAAAAAGAUGAGCAAAGUGGAGACUUUGCGCUCGGCAGUGGAGUACAUCAGGGCUCUGCAACAACUCCUUGAUGAGCACGACGCCGUGAGUGCCGCCUUUCAGUCCGGAGUCCUUUCGCCCACGAUUCCGCAGAAUUGUUCCAACGACAUGAACUCAAUGGCUGGCUCCCCUGUGUCCUCUUACUCCUCGGACGAAGGAUCGUAUGACCCACUGAGUCCAGAGGAGCAGGAGCUUCUAGACUUCACCAACUGGUUUUGAGCUUCUGCCCAGGAAUAUGAUUUGUGUUUUCAACCAAUGAAUAUCCCCAGCGCCUGUAAGAAAUUAUAGAACACAAAGGAGCUCGUGUGGUGUCCCAAAAUAAAAAUUAAACAAACGAAGCACUGCCUUUGCGCUCCGGCGAGUGCGUUGGAACUCAAGGCGCUUAAAACGCCUCACUUUCCCAGAGUCAAGCGCUUCUGGACCGUGGAGAGGACGAUUCUCGUGCCAGACACCGAUGACAGCGUGGGAAUCUAACCUCUUUGCGCAAUUUCCCACGAAAUAAUUCUAAAAAGUGACCUUUAACAACAUAAUAGCACACAGAAAUACUUUGCAAAUGCUGUUCUUACACUAUGCUACACCCAAUCAAAGAAUUUCAGUAAACUUCUGUGACGUUUUAAUUCUAAAAUGCUUCCAUCUCUGCGAAUUUUAUCAUAAGAAAUUCUAUUUGUAUCAAACAUGUUGUUUUGAAAUAUAUUAAGCUAUUUUUGUAUAUAAGAGAGAUUUAUAGAACUUUUGUACACAAUGAUUUACCAUGUAUAUAUCUUGACGAUAUAUUGAUGUGUUGCUUAUUACCUCUGCCUAUUUAGACUUGUAGUCUACAUUGUUUUGCAACUGGCAAUUCUGUGUAUGGUGUAUGAGGUUUCAAAGAGGGGUUUGACACUCCACUGUUUUACUCCAGUACCAACGUGUCUUAUUUAAUAGGAAGUAUGUGUUAUUAUAAUGUGUCACGGAGUUCACUAUGAACAAAGUUUAUGCAGCUAUUGUCCAAACGCAGAGGAGACAAGGAUGGUGAAUCCUCCCUGCACUGCCUGCUUUACACUGCCUUCACUGCUAUUGGGUUUAUCUGAGAGACAAGAAAAAAACAUAUUAACCACGUUUCCAUGCUCUAGUUUCAUAAUAAAUACAUUUUCUUAAGUA
Molecule: messenger RNA, 1787 nt
Organism: Anguilla rostrata (American eel)
Lineage: Eukaryota; Metazoa; Chordata; Actinopteri; Anguilliformes; Anguillidae
Gene: ascl1a
Product: achaete-scute family bHLH transcription factor 1a
Exons: 2
Coding region: 273-869 (198 amino acids)
Biological process (GO): regulation of transcription by RNA polymerase II; developmental process
Molecular function (GO): DNA-binding transcription factor activity, RNA polymerase II-specific; RNA polymerase II transcription regulatory region sequence-specific DNA binding; protein dimerization activity
Source: RefSeq, a predicted model, not a curated record